Messenger RNA from Octopus sinensis (East Asian common octopus), 968 nucleotides. RefSeq lists its product as uncharacterized. The record is from RefSeq and is a predicted model, not a curated record. The coding region runs from base 166 to 546 and encodes 126 amino acids. Lineage: Eukaryota; Metazoa; Mollusca; Cephalopoda; Octopoda; Octopodidae. The transcript has 4 exons.
GACCACUUUUCUAUACAGCUUUUUUUUCACUUACGCAGAACAAACAAAACAAUAUACGAAUGACGAAAAUGAAACUUUCCGUACAAAGAAAACUAUAACAGGAUAUAAAAAAUAUAGAUAUUAAUUCAAUUGCAUUUCCACCACAGACCAACUUAACACGUUAUCAUGAAGGUCCUUCUCGUAAUCUCCAGCUUGCUCUUCUGUUAUGUGGCAGUGACUUCGGUUCAUGGAGAAGAAGAUCAUUCAAAAUGUACAAAGUCCAAGGUUUGCAUAAAUAGUAUCCAAACAAGAUAUGACAAAUAUCGUACCGAUCAUCUUAAUGGUGAAGUUGAGGCUGAAGGAUGUGAGUCGAGAAUAUUUGGAUCAGAUGAAGAAUGUGUAACGGAAAAUCUGAAAUACUGCCCAAAAGAGACAGAAAACACUCUUCGUGCAAGGUGGAACAAUAUGAAUGACGAUAUAAAAAGCUGUGAUUUUGGGACUCGAAUUACAUUCAGCUUUUCUUUACUUCUACUGGCCCUUUUUGUGAAUGCUGCUGAGAUUUUUUGAAAACCUGAAUUUCAAUUUUUUUUUUCUUUUUCACAGUUUUUGCCUUUUUUUUUUUUUUACUUAAAAUAUUUGUAAGGCCCAAACAAAAAACUAAACAGUAAUAUUGUAAACAACCAUCUUCUCCAUCAUUAAACCUUUAGCAUUCAAAUCAGCCUUAUAUGACCUGAAUAUUCUACCUGUUUUAUAUUAAAACCAGCCAGAUCCUGUCUCUCACACUUACCCUAUAAUGCCAUUCUGAAGCUAUGCAAUCACUGGAUGAAAAUGUCAAAGCUAUGAGAUAAUGCAUGAUUAAUUUAAAACAGUAAUUUGAAUGCUAAAGGAACAAAUGUCCGAAAUAUCGAAAAUAUUUUAUUUUUAAACAAACUUUUUUUUUUCGGUAAUUCUCUUUAAUCUCUGGAUUAAAUUGGAAAAAACUAAAUAUA